UGGAAGAAACAAGAGGGAGAGAAGGAGAAGAGAGCAUUUUUGAAAGAUCACUCAGCUCUAACACACCUUGGCUGGGUCUGGAUAAAAAAAGUGGGUACUGCAAACGUCUAGAAGAAAACAUCAGGGAAGAAAGAGAGAGGGGGAUUUAUUCAAAGUUGUUUCCAAGUCCUUCAAAAUCUCAAACUAGGUGGCUAUGGUAUGGAUAUAACCAAGAAAAACACAAGAGAUGGCACUGAAGUCACUGAAAGAUUUAUCACGGAAACAGUAACUACAAGACUUACAUCCUUACCACCAAAAGGGGGAACCAGCAAUGGCUAUGCUAAAACGGGAUCUCUUGGUGGAGGGAGGCGGCUGGAGAAGCAGAGCCUGAUGCAUGGCAGCAGCGGCUACAUAAACUCAAGCGGAAGCACACGAGGCAAUGCCUCCACCUCCAGUUACAGGAGGGCUCAUUCACCUGCCUCCACGCUGCCCAACUCACCAGGCUCAACCUUUGAACGGAAAACUUACAUCACCCGCCAUGGAACCUACGAAGGGAGCUCCAGUGGCAACUCUUCUCCGGAGUACCCUCGGAAGGAAUUUGCAUCUUCUUCAACCAGAGGGAGGAGCCAAACACGAGAGAGCGAGAUCCGGGUUCGACUGCAGAGCGCAUCCCCAUCCACCCGAUGGACAGAAUUGGAUGAGGUUAAGCGUUUGCUCAAGGGGAGCCGAUCAGCAAGCGUGAGCCCCACCCGGAAUUCCUCCAACACCCUCCCCAUCCCCAAGAAAGCCACUGUGGAGACCAAAACGGUAACGGCGAGCUCCCAGUCAGUGUCCGGCACCUAUGACACAACCAUCCUGGAUGCCAACCUUCCCUCCCACGUGUGGUCCUCCACCUUGCCGGCGGGGUCUUCCAUGGGGACCUAUCACAACAACGUGACAGCCCAGAGCUCGUCCCUCCUCAACACCAAUGCCUAUUCUGCAGGAUCGGUCUUUGGAGUUCCCAAUAACAUGGCGUCCUGCGCUUCCACUCUGCACCCCGGGCUCAGCACCAGCUCCUCAGUGUUUGGCAUGCAGAACAAUCUGGCCCCCAGCUCAUCAGCUCUGUCCCACAGCACGGCCACCACCUCCACAGUGUAUGGUGUGAAGAAAAACAUGGCCCAGAGCCCUGCCGCUGUGAGCACUGGCGUGUCCACCUCUGCUGCCGGCACCACAAGUGUCCAGAAUGAUGAGCUCUUGCACAAGGACUGUAAAUUCCUGAUCCUGGAGAAAGACAAUGCGCCUGCUUCCAAGAAGGAGAUGGAGCUGCUGAUCAUGACCAAGGACAGCGGGAAGGUCUUCACUGCCUCUCCCGCCAGCAUCUCUGCAACUUCUUUUUCAGAGGACACUCUAAAAAAGGAAAAGCAAGCUGCCUACACUGCUGACACCUACCUAAUCUCAGAAGCUAAUGGAGACGUGAAGACCGUGUCCACAAAGGCCAAGGCCGCCUCCACAGAUUUCCAUGGCUACGACCACCACGGCGGCGGCGGCGGUGGUGGUGGUGGUCGUGGUGGCGGCGGUGGCGGUGGCGGGGGCCCGUGGGGGGCGGCACCAGCCUGGUGCCCCUGUGGUUCCAGCUGCAGCUGGUGGAAAUGGUUGCUGGGCCUGCUGCUCACCUGGCUGCUGCUCCUGGGGCUGCUCUUCGGCCUCAUUGCUCUGGCCGAGGAGGUGAGGAAGCUGAAAGCGCGCGUGGACGAGCUAGAGAAAAGCAACAGCCAGAUGCGGAUUGUGGUCCAGCCGAACAGUGAGGCUCAGCUAGAGAAGGUUGUUGCACCUGAGAUGAGAACAGGCAUGGGAAAAGUUGUGCUUGACAGCCAGAGUCAGGAGGAGCUCUGGAAAUUUGUGUGGAACAAGCUGAUGACAGAACAAGAAAACGGAAAUCUCCGAGGAAGCCCUGGCCCUAAAGGUGACAUGGGAAGUCAAGGCCCCAAAGGAGAUCGAGGGCUCCCUGGGACUCCAGGUAUCCCUGGGCCCUUGGGCCACCCAGGUCUACAAGGCCCAAAGGGACAAAAAGGCAGCGUGGGAGAGCCCGGCAUGGAGGGACCCAUGGGCCAGAGAGGGCGAGAAGGCCCCAUGGGACCUCGCGGUGAACCAGGGCCUCCUGGAUUUGGAGAGAAAGGGGACAGAGGAGCUGCUGGUGACCCUGGUAUUCAGGGCCCACCUGGUGUCCCAGGUUCUGUGGGUCUCAAAGGUUCCAGUGGUUCUCCUGGCCCACCGGGUCCCCCAGGCGCUGUAGGUCUCCAAGGGCUCCGAGGUGAAGUGGGACUCCCUGGUGUCAAAGGUGACAAAGGGCCUACGGGACCACCAGGACCCAAAGGCGACCAGGGUGAGAAAGGACCCCGAGGUCUCACAGGCGAGCCAGGCUUGAGAGGUUUGCCAGGUUCCGUGGGCGAGCCCGGGGCUAAAGGAGCAAUGGGACCCGCUGGCCCCGACGGACACCAAGGCCCAAGAGGUGAACAAGGCCUUACAGGGAUGCCUGGAACACGGGGCCCACCAGGACCUUCUGGAGACCCAGGAAAGCCAGGUCUCACAGGACCCCAAGGACCUCAGGGUCUUCCUGGUAAUCCCGGCCGACCUGGGGCUAAAGGUGAACCGGGAGCUCCCGGCAGGAUCGUGACUUCAGAGGGGUCAUCAACUAUCACCGUCCCAGGCCCCCCGGGACCUCCUGGAGCCAUGGGACCUCCAGGACCUCCAGGUGCCCCAGGCCCUAUCGGCCCAGCUGGUCUCCCAGGACAGCAAGGCCCGCGAGGGGAGCCAGGGCUUGCUGCCGAAUCAUUCUUGGAUAGCAGCAGCUCCAUCUCUGAGAUCCUCUCUGCCCAGGGUCUUGAUUUACGAGGUCCCCCAGGCCCACCUGGGCCACUCGGGCCACCAGGAGCUUCCAUUCCAGGCCCACCUGGCCCCCCAGGCCCCAAGGGAGACCAAGGCCCCCCAGGCCCCCGAGGACACAAAGGCGAGCAGGGCCUCCCCGGGUUCUCAGCCUCAGGUGAUCCCAGAGUCCCUGGCAUUCCUAGUGGUCCCACUGGAGGGGGAUCGUCAUGGAGCAGCACGGUCUUGCAGGGGCCGCCAGGCCCACCGGGGCCCCCUGGGCCUCCAGGCUCCAUCAGCAGCUCUGGCCUGGAGAUUCAGCAGUACAUCUCUGACUACAUGCAGAGUGACAGUGUUAGGUCUUAUCUCUCUGGAGUUCAGGGUCCCCCAGGCCCACCUGGUCCCCCAGGGCCUGUCACCACCAUCAUGGGUGAGACUUUUGACUACUCAGAGCUGGCAAACCUCGUCGUGAGCUACUUACAGACUUCCGGGCACAGCAUCAGCUUGUCGCCCGCCUCCAUCUCUUCCCAAGACAUCCUGGCUGUGCUGCAGCGGGAUGAUGUGCGUCAGUAUCUGCAGCAGUACCUGAUGGGCCCUCGGGGUCCCCCGGGGCCACCAGGAGUGGGUGGAGAUUGGUCCCUCCAGUCUCUGGACUACGCGGAGCUGAGCAGUCGAGUCCUCAGCUACAUGUCGAGUUCUGGAAUCAGCAUUGGGCUUCCUGGCCCCCCAGGGCCCCCUGGCUUGCCGGGAACAUCCUAUGAGGAGCUCCUCUCCUUGCUCCAAGGGUCUGAGUUCAGAGGCAUCAUUGGGCCCCCAGGUCCCCCUGGGCCUCCAGGGAUCCCAGGCAACGCAUGGUCCAGCAUCAGCAUGGAGGACCUCUCAUCUUACUUGCACACUGCCGGCUUGUCAUCCAUCCCAGGCCCUCCAGGCCCUCCUGGUCCCCCAGGCCCUCGAGGGCCUCCAGGUGUCUCAGGAGCUCUGGCAACCUAUGCAGCUGAAAACAGCGACAGCUUCCGGAGCGAACUGAUUAGCUACCUCACGAGUCCUGAUGUGCGCAGCUUCAUCGUUGGUCCCCCAGGCCCCCCGGGGCCCCAGGGACCACCUGGGGACAGCCGCCUUGUGUCCAUGGACGGCUCAUACAGUCGGGGUAGCAGCUCCUCCUCACACAGCUCCUACAGCUCUUCGAUGGGCAUAGGAGGAGCCAGCGGAGGCUCUCUGGGUGAAGGGGGAGCCUUUGGCCUGGACAUGGGCCUGGGCCGAGGCUAUGGGGCAGCAGCAGAAGGUGGCAUGUAUGGUGGCGAUGGCGGAUCUUUCGGGGCUGGCUUUGCUGGAGGUCUGGAUUACAAUGAGCUGGCUGUUCGGGUGUCUGAGAGCUUGCAGCGUCAGGGCCUGCUGCAAGGGAUGGCCUACACUGUCCAGGGCCCACCCGGCCAGCCUGGGCCCCAGGGGCCCCCUGGCAUCAGCAAGGUCUUCUCUGCCUACAGCAAUGUGACCGAGGACCUCAUGGACUUUUUCCGAACGUAUGGAGCCAUUCCAGGACCCCCUGGGCAGAAGGGAGAGGUGGGCAUCCCAGGACCCAAAGGUGCGAAGGGCCCUGCUGGACCACCAGGUCGGCCUGGGCCACCCGGCCCUCGAGGGCACAAGGGAGAAAAAGGAGACAGAGGUGACCAAGUCUAUGCUGGGAGGAGGAAGAGGAGAAGUGUCGCCAGCAAGCCAUGAGCUGCCCUUGGCAGAACAGCCCCCUGGACCAGUUCUUGCAAUGGCUUAUGGCGCUUAGGUCAGAAUCUCUCCAGAGGGUAAAAGCUGGCGUCUCCACGGCCUACUGAGACAGCACCACCAAAUAGGCAACUAGAACUCUUGUGUUAGUCUGGAACUAUCUAUAUAGAAUUCAGCCAAAGGUACACAUUCUGAAACAGCUCUGUUGGGUGGACUUCAGAAUAGGUGCAGUGUUGUAGAAUGAGACUGACUUCUCUGCUAUCUAGAGCUGAGCUCCUUGUCUUCUUUAAAUCUUAGUUCAAACCCCCACCUAGGAAAGCCAGUUACGUAAAAGUUGGCUCAGGAGUCCUCGAGCUGUGCCUAAAAAUGAGCCAAGAAAAUGGAAGAUGAGGAUGUCAUCUGGGGGUGACACUGGUGGGGAUGUGUUCUGGUUAAUGCUGCGAGGCUGUGCUGGCAGCCCCUUCCCUCCUGUUCACUCUGUGCCCUCUAGUCACAGAAGAGUUGGCUAAGAAGCAACUCUUGCAACUGAAAAAAUUACGAAAUUCACUUCCACAGAAGGUGGUGACAGGGUUUCUAAUAGUUAUUUCUCACUACAAAUCAUAUUCCCACUUGCUUAGAAAGUUCGUUUGAUUGUAGCUAUGAUCUGUAUCCAUAGGUCCAUGCUCGAGUUUAUAGCAAUGUUAUACUGAACUAGCCUGCAGCAAAUAGAAAAAGAAGGAAAAUGGGCAGGGAAGAAAGGAAGGGAGAGGAAAACAGGAUACCUGAUGCCGGGGAAGGAUGUCACCUCUGUUCUGCACUUAGGAAAUGGCACGGGGACUGGGCGCAGCUGGUUUUUAAGCACUUUUCAACGACUAAAAACAUUUAUGUGGUCUAUUAGAUGAAAAGUCAUUUCAAUUGCAAAAUUUCCAAUUAAAGGUUUUUUUUUCUUUUUUAAUAUUAUGUUUAAUGUGGUCCAUCUAACAA
Diceros bicornis minor is the source of this 5499-nucleotide messenger RNA. RefSeq names its product collagen type XVII alpha 1 chain (gene COL17A1). The transcript has 54 exons. The record is from RefSeq and is a predicted model, not a curated record. Bases 199 to 4539 code for a protein of 1446 amino acids. Lineage: Eukaryota; Metazoa; Chordata; Mammalia; Perissodactyla; Rhinocerotidae.